Ipomoea triloba (trilobed morning glory) is the source of this 1416-nucleotide messenger RNA. RefSeq names its product thaumatin-like protein 1. Gene Ontology annotation, biological process: defense response. The transcript is spliced from 3 exons. Lineage: Eukaryota; Viridiplantae; Streptophyta; Magnoliopsida; Solanales; Convolvulaceae. Gene Ontology annotation, cellular component: extracellular region. The coding region runs from base 394 to 1368 and encodes 324 amino acids. The record is from RefSeq and is a predicted model, not a curated record.
ACUUAUAAAUUAGCCCCCACUCUCCUCCUCCACCCAACUUUUCCCAAUUCCUAUCAAUAUAUUUAUAUUUAUAUAUAUAAAUACUUGAUUUUCUCUAAGUAGCUUCUUGAAUUGGGGUGGUGGAGGUUAAAGCUGAGUUAGUAUAUAUACUCUGAUCUUCUACUUACACUCAUUCCAGCCUCAUUUCUACUUCUGCUACUGCAAUUAAUUUCUCUAUCUCCCAUCAUUUCUUAAUAACUUGAAUUGACUGCAAAAACCCAUUGUUUCAACUUUGAAGCUCUGAUCUCCCAUUUCUCCCCCUUUCAAUUCUGAGGUGACCCAGCAUAUAUUCAUUCUUCUUUCUUCUCAGAGGACCAAAAAAGGACCAAAUUAAACCAUCCAUCUUCAAGCUUAAUGGCUCUCUCCUGUACUGCAAUUCCCAGCCUUGUCCUGCUCCUCUGCUUUCAAGGUGCCAUAGCUGCAAAAUUUACAUUUGUAAACAAUUGUGAGCAAACAGUGUGGCCUGGAAUUCUGGGCACUCCCGAGCUAGACGCCACAGGGUUUGAGCUAACCAAAGGCAAUUCUCGAACAUUCCAAGCCCCAACCGGGUGGUCGGGCCGGUUCUGGGGCCGAACCGGCUGCAACUUUGACGAUUCGGGUCAAGGCUCAUGUCUCACCGGCGACUGCGGCUCCGGCCAAAUGGAGUGCAACGGCGAGGGAGCACAGCCGCCGGCGACCCUAGCCGAGUUCACCCUCGGCGCCGGCGGCUCACAGGACUUCUAUGACGUCAGCUUGGUGGACGGGUUCAAUCUCCCCAUGAUGGUGGAUGUGAGUGGCGGCGGGUCGGGUCCCUGCGCGCCCACGGGUUGUGGCGACGAUUUGAACCAAAAAUGUCCGGCGGAGCUGAGAACCGAAGGCGGCAGAGCUUGCAGAAGCGCGUGCGACGCGUUCAAGACGCCGCAGUAUUGUUGCUCCGGCGCGUACGGAUCUCCGUCGACGUGUUCUCCUUCGGUGUACUCGCAGAUCUUCAAAUCGGUGUGCCCUAAAUCGUAUAGCUACGCAUACGAUGACACCACCAGUACUUUCACAUGUACAGACGCCGAUUACAUCAUCACAUUUUGUCCUCCAUCAUCAUCAUCUGCUAGUAAAAAAGGGUCGAACUCGAGUACAACAGUUGGGUCGGGGUCAGGAUCGGAGCCGGCACCGGAAUCAGGAUCCGGCGCCGGGGCGGCGGUGGGGACGGGGGAGACGGCGAUGCUGGCGGACGGGACGUGGUUGGCAAGUUUGGCCACCGGAGAUUCAACAACAAUUCACCCAUUUACUGCAAUUCAAUUUCUCUCUUCCAUCAUUGCUCUUGUAGUUCUACACAAUUUAUUUAUGCUAUUAUAGAAUUAUUAUAUUUUUCUUAUUUAUUUAUUCUAUUUUUUUAAUUCCAAA